AUGGACAUUGUGAGCCGAUUAGUGGAGCAUAAGCCAUUGGUAAUAUUUACCAAGAGUUCUUGCUGCGUAAGCCACUCAGUGAUGCAACUCAUAAACAAAUAUGGAGCAAAUGUGACAGUUUAUCAACUAGAUGACAUGUCCAAUGGGCAAGAAGUGGAUAAAGCACUCCAAAGAUUAGGGCUUAAGCCGAGUGUUCCUGCUGUUUUCAUAGGCCAAAAGUUAGUUGGUGGUGCAAAAGAGAUUAUUAGUCUACAGGUCCAGGGAAAACUAGUACCACUGCUGAAGGAAGCAGGCGCGAUAUGGGUUUAG
Amaranthus tricolor (Joseph's coat) is the source of this 309-nucleotide messenger RNA. RefSeq names its product monothiol glutaredoxin-S1-like. NCBI's taxonomy places the organism in Eukaryota, Viridiplantae, Streptophyta, Magnoliopsida, Caryophyllales, Amaranthaceae. The record is from RefSeq and is a predicted model, not a curated record. The transcript has a single exon. The coding region runs from base 1 to 309 and encodes 102 amino acids.